AUGGAGAUUGUUCGGUCUGCAUUGGACCACGUGAUUGACUACGCAGUCAACGUUCACUGCCUCCUAAAUCAGAAGGCGAGAAAAAAGUUAGUCGAGGAAGCCUUGACCAAUGCCGUCAACUCCAUCUGCCCUCAUACACAAGCAGGCUCUAGUAAUGAGUCAGACUUGGAUAAACUGGUGAGAUGGUCAAGGUCGAGCUACUCCAGUGCGACAAACCUUAUCGAGAAUUUUCCUCCCAAUCUCAAAUCCGAGUAUGAGACUGCGGUGGCGGCAUAUCGGCUCCACAGGAUAAUUCUUGAGUACCAAUGUCGACCAGCCUUUGUUAUAGGAUUGCUGAGGCUUGCCCGCACUGAGUCUGUUGGUUCAAAUCAGCUCGUAUGA
Suillus plorans is the source of this 381-nucleotide messenger RNA. RefSeq lists its product as uncharacterized. The record is from RefSeq and is a predicted model, not a curated record. The coding region runs from base 1 to 381 and encodes 126 amino acids. Lineage: Eukaryota; Fungi; Basidiomycota; Agaricomycetes; Boletales; Suillaceae. The transcript has 4 exons.